AAUCAAUAUAGGUCUUUCAUAAAGUUCUUGGAGAUAAUUUGUUGUCAAUAUGGCCGCGAUCAUACUCUUACGUUUGAAAGAAAAAAAUUGAUUUAAGUGAUGUCAGACUCAAGUCUCCUAGAGUUACUUUCAGUUACUGAUAAAGCUGUUAAAGCUUUGAACAAAUCUCAUUCCAUGCAUUCAGAACAUUCUUUAGAAUCAUCAGUCGAGUCAACUGUAAGUCAGUCUUCAGCGGAUCAUGGUAUUAAAAGUCAGAUAGAACAUAAGAAACAAGAGCCCAUUUGUUAUCAAUCUGAUGUUAGUACAACAGCCAGUGAUGUCCUUAUAAGGUCUACUUUGAUAGAUGACGAAGGAAAACAACACUUAUCAAGCAGCUUAGUUGCAGUCAGAGGUGAAAAAAAUGAGUCAAAAUGUUCAAAAACAUCUAUAGGCAUAGACAAUUUUAACAGCUCAGGACCACAGAAAGUUAAAAUGUCUACCAAAAAAUUAAGGGAGAUCAGAUCUCCUCGUGAUGAAGAACCACACAUUUUAUUUUCAAAUAUUUUAUCUCAAACUGUAAAUUCUUUGUCAAAUGAAUGCUUAGAAUCAUAUUCAGAAGUUAAAACAAAGCCAUAUGUCACCAGACACUUUAGAGAAGUUAAUUCUCAGUUACAAAAACCAAUAAAAGAUUGUUCAGAGAAAAGCCCACCAAAUUUAGAUAUUAUAUUACAUAAUGACAGUCCUGUAACAUCUAAUGAAACUACACAAUUUGAGUAUGAAAAUAGUACUUUACCCAGUUCUAGGAACAGCAGCAAAGAUAGUGAAGUUCUUAUUGAACGUCAUACACCAAAAGUUACAAGAGCUACAAAAAACUAUCCUGCAGGAAAUAAGGAAAGUUUACAGAUGAGACCUAAACAGAUGGAGUCAAAAGAUAGCUUAGAUCUGAUACCACAUAAAGAAAUAGAAUCAGGGAACUGCAGCUUGUCAAACAGUGAAAAACUAGAAAUAAUUACUGUCCCUGAAAGAAUUGUAACUGUAUCAGCUAGGACAUCUUUGUCAACAGAAAUAUCGUACAAAGAAAAGGAAGACAUGAUGAUACCACCAAGAUUAUCUUCAGACUUACAGCCAGCUAAAAAGUUAUCUAAUCAUCUAAUAAGACAAGGUGCCCCAGUAGAAGGAAUGGAAUUACAAGACAGAAAGAAACUAUCAUCUGAUGUACAAAUUUCUCAGUCAACAGUGUUUGAUAGACAGAAAAUCAAAGAAGCUCUUACCAAAAGACAUGAAAACUCUGGACCUGUAAAAAGAGUUAUCCAACCAAAAUUUGUUAAACCUAAGGGUACAGAUUCAUCAGAGACAAACAAGACGGAUCAAAUGACCGCUUCAGUAGCAGCAAGUGUGGCAAUGGCUGCUACAGCGCCUUUUCUUCAAGCACAACAAGAACUUGAAAAUAGAAUGAAAGAUAUGUUAGCAAAAAUUUCUGAAAUACAGAAUGGUAAGAAAGUAAAUACAAGUGUAGAAGAUGACAGAGUGAAAAAACUUGAGAGGCAAGUGACAUCACUCACAGAACAAAGAAUUCAACAUUUAGAAAAAUUACAAGAACAUCAAGCUGAAUUACAGGCCAAGAUAUUGAUGAUGACCAGAAGUAAUAGAUCACCUCCUCCAGAGACACCUGUCAUAUACAGACAACAAGGCAUCUCAAGUUUUAAGCCAAAAAAAGAUUCUGACAAGAGUUCAAGUAGACCAAAGAGUACCAGCCCAGCUAGAAGACCAAAAACAACAAGCCUAUCAAGAUCAAAUCUCAGCAAAGGGAUGACAGAUGAUCCAUGUGAAUCACCAUUUGACACACCAAACCCCAGAAGUAAAGCCCCAAAGCCAGUCGCAUUUAACACAUCAAGAAUGAAGACACAGGAUAAAAACAACCACACAAAUAUGGGUAUCCUUGAAGAAAUAUUAGCCUCAUCAGAAUCUCCAAGGCAGACAUUUGCAUCACCCCAGCUUCCAGUGUUACAGUCAGAUAUUGAUGAACCCCUGUGUAAAUCACCUGAAUUAAGAAAAGCAGAAAAGCUUGUAGGUGACUUAUCUGGUAUAAAUGAUGAUGUCAAGUCACUUGUUCAUGAGGUUGAUAGAUGUAAAUUAUUAGAGGACAGGAAAAAAAAGAUUGACAAAGAGAAAGACCUGUUACUUGGACCAUCACCAUUAGAUCUGUAUCUUAUUACAUCUUCAGGCAAGAACUUUUCUACCCCAUACAAAUCAGUACCAGAACUGUCAUAUCAUCAGUUUAAUGCUCCUCUUCCACCUGGAUUCAAUGAGGCAGAACAUGUGUUACAAGAUGUUUCUAAGGCAAGGAAUUGCCUAGAGGCUAACCUGCAAAGUGUAUUAAGGUCCCAACAGGAGAAUGAGGUUUAUGCCAUAUUAGAGAAUUUGCAUCAAAAUAGAUCAGAUCCAGGAAGAGCACAUUUGCAACAAAAGAUUGAUAAAUGGGUUACUAAACUAAGACAGCAAGUAGAGAGUGAGAUUACUGAUGAUGUAGUGGUAGCAGAAUUACAAAAGGCUCAUCUUCCUGUCUAUAAAAUACCUCCACCUAAAGUUAUUUCUACACAAAUUAUACAAGGCAAGGACAAAUUUGGUAUGACAAGACCAAUUUUAGGGCAGGCUAAACAUGGAGCAAGGAUUAACUUAGGCAGGAGACAACCUGGAAAAGAAAACAAACAAGAUUUGGUUAAACCUAUAAAGAAAGAUUCAAGGAAUUUAAAUGAAGAUGAAGAUUUUAUGAACAGAGUAUAUGGAAAAACUAGAUUCCAAGGAAAGAGGACAAUUGCCAAAGACCCUUAUCUACACUUCAAAACUGAAACAAAGCAGAAAGUGGAACAUCCUAAAGGAAUAACUUAUACAAAAGGACACACAGUAAGGUCAACUAAGUCUCAAACAUCUGUUGGAAUAAAGCAGUUUUAUUUCAAUCCAACACAUGGAACUUAUAUACCAGUCAAUACAAAUGAUACAUCAGGGCCCACUCCUGGAAGUCUUAUUCAAAUGGCAAUACCACUCGGUGAACCUAGGAUGGAAGGAGGAUUAACAGCUCCAGUUACCAUGACCACACAAAGGGGUCCAAUUACAUCUACUCCUGUGUCAAAAAUUCCAGUCACAGCUGAGAAAAAUUAUGCUCUAAUAACGGUUCCAGCAGAAAAUGUAAAUAUUCAGAAGAGAGCACAAGAGCUUGCAAAACAGGUAUUACCUAAUGUUGAUAUAGAUACAGAUUUAUCUGAGAUGUCAGAUAAAUAUAUGAACAAAAAAUCUGUGCUUUCAUCAUCAAGGUCAGAGCAAUCAAAAUGCAGACCACCAUCACCAACCAGAUCAGAGAAACAAAAAGAUCUGACAUAUAAAAGAUCUGAACACUCAUUAGAAAGAUCAAAUCAUAUUCAAUCUCUGCAUUAUUCUCCAAAAGACGAAUAUCAAGAUACUACUAAUAAGGUUGAUGCAGAGUUAACAGAAGUGGUAUAUGAUGAUGAUUUCUCACCAGAAUCUGCACCAGGCAUUGAAUUACCAGGUUACAAUGUACCUUCACCACCACCUCCUAGGCAAUCCUUCCCACCUGAUAUACCUGGGCAAAACAGAGUUAUUGCUGUCUCAGAUCAAAUAGCAGAAGAUAUUAAAAGACAAGAACAAUUAGAAAACAAGGCUGUUGAAUGGGUGGAACAAGAAUUGAUGGCAAAAGUAAUAUCCAAGAUGUCAACAAAUAGAACAAUUGAACCACCUCACAUCAGUCAUUUUGUUGAGGAAGUUGAAGAAAGCGUUUGUAGUGAUCAUGAAAAUUCCAUGUUUUUAAUGGAAGCGCUUGGUCAUAAUGGACUUCAGUUGUUUAUUGAUGCUGGUCAACCUGUAGACAUGUCCUUGGUUAACUCAUUAGUAAAAGAAUGUGUACUUGAGAAGGUCUUCAGUAUGUUGGGGAAAAAAUCUGAUGAUUUACAAACUGGUAUGGCUCAUACAGAGAUGAGAAUAUCCACAGCUAGUAGCACAGAACAUGGACAAAUCAGAGAUUUACAAAAGGAUGAAUUUGAUAACAGACAUGUUAUAACUCCCAAGCCAACACCGAAAUCCAGUCCUAUUAUGUCACCUGUACAAACGAAAUUGCCACCUUUAACACCACCAAACUCACCUCCUAUUGGCAAAGAAAUUUAUGAUAUUCAAAAGUUUGAAGUGAUUAAACCAGAAUAUGAGUCAGAAUUCUCAGAAUCUAUUGAUAUAAGUGAAGAAAUGAGACAGUUGCAAGGGAAAUUAUCAAUACCAGAAGAAAAAGUGAUGACACAAGAGAUACAUACAGUAGUCACCCCAGUUACAACUCCAGUUCCAGAGGAAGAUACAUUCAAAGAACAGAGAUCAGUGAGUCCCCGACCAUUAACACCAAGCAAUGAAAGAAAGGAAAUUGUAAUACCAACUAUACAGGCUCAAGGGACAGAAGUUUCAGAUGAAAGCACACAAAUGCCAGAGACUGCAGCGGUAAUAAAAGAAUCAGCUGUUGAAACAGUAUUACCUGAACCAUGGGGUGAUCCUAAUUUACCGAUACCAGAAGAAAAUCCUGAUUUUGACCUGGAAAUUUUGGAUCAUCCAGUACCAAUUACAUUGUGUGCAGCUCCUGCAGAUGACAUGGUGGCUACACAGUCCCUUAUUUCUUUACCUAGAUCUGGUUCUCCUAAAACUAUAACUCCUGAUGGCCAAUCUAGUCCAGUUCCAUCUGAUGAUAGUUCUACUCUGCAGUCGAGUGUAUCCGACACUUUUAACCAGAGUGUGUCAAUGGGUCAGUGGUUACUCAGUAAAAGUGAAGGUGAAGUGGCAGAUUAUAUAUUGAAUGAUGAUUUGAGACAAAGAAUUGCAAAGUCAUCAAAAAACAGGGGAGACUAUAGUAUAGCAGAUACACUAAAAGAUACCACAGAACUAGUAGAUGAAUCCAUGGAACCAAUCAGUGAAGGAGAAUUCCAGUAUCAUACAGACCUUUCACCAGAAAAGGAUCCAUUGCUUAAUUUCAUAGCAAGCCUUCAAAAAACACCACUUCAAGGUCAAUUUGCAAUGCCUGCUGACCACGUUCACCAGGUGUUAAAUCAAUCAGGAAAAAGUAUUGGAGAAGUAACAAUGGUAAGGCAGAGUGGUGACCAGCUAUCUAGAGAUCAAUUAAAUAUAUCACCAAUAUACAAGUAUCAACAUUCUAGAAUAACCACUCUUGAUUUAGAUCAGAAAAACCAGUCUCCAGAGAAAGGAGAAAAGAAUAGAGAUGGCAAUAGGUCUCCAACUCAGAAAAGAAAUGGUUAUUCACCCACAAAGGAGAAGUCACAUGACAUUUACCAUAGUAAUGGAUUCUUAAAUCAAGAUAUAAGCAUGCAAGAUUCAGCUGUGAUAAAUGAUCAGAAGAGAAGUUCAGUUGAAUUUAAUGAUAAACCAGAAAUUCUAUCUGGAAGGAAACAACAGGAUAAACAUCAUAUUCCCUCAGGUGGAAUAACUGUUACUCAAGGUGGCUUAAUGCCUGGUGGUCGCUCUGCAUUGAAAUCUGCAAUGCGAAAACCUCCCCAGAUAAAAAAAUCUGUGGAACAGCCAGAAAGAUCAGUUGGCAUGAACCAAUACCAUGCCAUCAAUGUUAGAAGUUCAGACAUGAAAGAUUCUUAUGAAGGAUCUCAGGAUCAGCUGAGUUCACAUGCAUAUACUCCAGAUCAAAUGCGUUUAGAUACUCUUGUGCAGUCUGGUUAUCUGACAUACUCUGGGGAGCUGAUUCGGUCUGGACAGUCAAUAGACAGAAGUACAUACAGAGAUUCAUCAGAAUAUAGAUAUAUGAAUCCAUCAAGAACUGAAAGAAGCCAGUCUCUUGGACUAACUUAUUCUUUUGAAGAAGAAGAUGAUUACAAUGAAAGGGAAGAUGACUACAAAAAAAGUGAUAACUUUGAAGAGCCUGUUAAAUUAAAAAUGUCUGUUACAUUACCAACAACAGAAGAUUCGAAUGAUGGCAGUCAGCUAUCUGAAAUUGACAUUACAGAUAGAAAUACAAAAUAAAAGAACUUGUAUACCCACUGUCCCAAACAAUUAUACCGUGGAUUCUUUUAUUUUUGUGGUUUCUAAUUUUCGUUGAUUGUGGAAAACUUGCAUAUUCGUGAACAUUAAUUUUCGUGGUUUUGUCGAAGUCUUUAUACAAACCUUUAGCAUUUGUCAUUAGUUGAACAUUAAAUUUGUGGUUCAAAGAAAUCCACGAAAAUUAGUAACCAACAAAUAUUAAAGAAUCCACUGUAAGUAGUCAAUUUUAAUUUCCUUCCUCAAUGGUGAGGUGAAUGAACUAUUUCCUCAUUGUAAACAUCUAAUUCUUUAAAUGUAUCGGUAGUAUUAAUUUUGUUUUUGGGUUUAGUUUUAACUGAUAAGGAUCAGCCUUAAUUUUUAAAAAUAGCUAGGAAAAAUUUUACAAUUUUGACAUAUCCAACAGUUAUUUUAUUUUAUAUAUUUAUAUGUGAUUUUCAACCAUGGCCUCAUUGUAAUACAAAAUGAAUACUAGUAGGUUUAUUUUGAUUUUUCUUCUUUAAAGGAGUAGGUUUUAUCAGGCACUAAAAUGGUUCCUUAUGUAGCUUAAGAUGGUACCUAACACUACAGGGAGAUAACUCUGUAAAUUCAGCUAAACGUUUUAAUUAUGUUGUGUUGUAAAAGAAAUAUUAAGCUUCUCAAUGAUCAAAAUUGGUGUUUGUCAAAUUGCUAUAUAACCAGUGUAAUUUUUCUGACAAAACAGUUGGUUCAAAAUUUUUUUAAUUUUUAUAUUUUUGUGAAAGUGUCAAAGUAAAUACUUCGACAAAAUUUCAUGAAAAUUAAACAAGCCAAAUUAAUUUUAGUGAAAGUGUUGGGUACCACCUUAAAUAUCAAAUAAGGAGUUAUUGACCAAUAUCACAAUAAAUCAUGAAUCAUAGGUAACACAGUGACUAAAAAGGAAAAAGGCCAUUUGUUGAAAAUUAAUGUACCUGCAUUUUAUUCACGAAGUCAAAAGUUUCCAUGAAAAAAUCAUUGUAAAUGUGUAAAAUUCCAUUGAUUAGUGGACAGAAAACAGAUAGCACAUAUAUCCACAAAAAAGAUCUUUUGAAAUAAUGUAUGUAAAGACAUUUUAUAUAUUAAUAAAUAAAUAAUAUUAUACAUUUAUAUAUUAAUAAAUAAAUAAUAUUAUACAUUUAUAUAUUGAUAAAUAAAUAAUAUUAUAAAUUUAACUUAAUAGAUAUUAAAUUUGUUGGCGUCUGUGCUCUAUCUUUCCUGGUCCUAAAUUUGGUUGAAAUCUGGUUGAUUUUGUAAAAUUUCGCCCAAAUCUCUUUCCUAGAUGUAAAAAUCAACACUUUUGAAUAAAACUUUGACAUAUAAAGUUAUAUUUGACUUUCUCACAUGUCUUUAAGGUGGCUCGUGGGUACAAAAAUUUCAGCAAAAAAUUAAAACUUUUUUUUUUCAUUACAAAUUUUAUCUAUUACAUUGUUAGUUAUUACUUUAUGAUAUGGGACAAAAAUCAACCCCAAAAAAUGAUUCGAUUUGGCCCAAGAUGACUUUUAAAAUGUUUAUAUCAUUUAGAAAGCUCUAAAUUAUCUCCAUUUGGUGCAAAAAUGCCAUUUUUUGGCAUUGAUUUGAAAUAUCUUUUUUAACUUAUCGGUGACCUAUAUUUUUUAUUAUUGUUAUCAAAUAAGCUGUACAUAAACUAAGCAAUUGUAAAAUUUAAGCAAUUUCUGUAAUUAGGUUAGUUUUUAUUUCGAUAUUACCUCUAUUUCUCUUAUUAGCUCAACAGAAAAAAAGGAAAUUAAGGAAGAUGUAUACUUCUUCCAGAGGCAGAUUGUGAGCUUAAAUGAACAGUGACCCCAUUUUUUUAUUUCAUUUUUCUUUUAAGUAUAUGAUAAAGUUCAUUUAUAAAAAAAAAUAAAGCGAAAUCCUGUAGUACAUGUACAUAUACUUUUUUCUGAAGAAAAUUCUUUAAUUUGUCCAAAUUCAGAAGAAAAUUAAUUUUUCUGAAUUGUUUGCUUCAAACCAACAAUUAACCAACAUGUUUUCUGUUUGCAGUUACCUUUCUCAUAAAAAUUCUGUAAUUGCAAUUACGCAAGUGUGAAGGGGAAAACCAAAUUGGCAGAGAGAGUCAACUUAAACAUUACCUGAAUAUCCAUGCUUCUUUGCUGAUUGUUUACAAAGGUGUGUAAACUUGAGCUUCACAGCACGAUCAUUUUACAAAAGUGACAAUUGAUAAACUUCAGCUUCUAAACACGACCAUUAAUUAGCAGCCAUUUUUUCACAACAACACUGACAAAAUGAAACUUUUUUUUUUACAACACGAAAUGGAUGCGUAAAAAAUUAUUAAAUCAAGCACAGAAGACUUAGUUUAAAAUAUAAGUAUGCAUUGGUUUCCUGAUUAAUGAACAAAAGUAAAUAAAUUGGAUUAACUUUAUUUUUAGCAGACCCCAAAAAUAUUUUUGUGGUUAUAUAUUGGUAUCACCUUGUGGUCAUCUGCUUCGUCCAGGAACAGUUGGUUUCCAGACAAUAACUUUAGUAUAAGUAAAUAGAAAUCCAUGAAAUUUAUACACAAUGUUUAUAACCUCAAAAGAAAGGUCGGGAUUGAUUUUGGGGGUUAUGGUCCUAACAGUUUAGGGAUGACUCUGGGGACAAAAAAGGUUACCCAAAUAAGCAUUUUAGUAGUUUCCAGACAAUAAUUGUGUUUAAGUGUAUGAAUCUCUCUGAAAUUAUACAAGUUUCCAUACAACAAAGGGAUGGUUAGGAUUGACUUUGUGGGUAUAUGGCUCAAACCACUUAGGAAUUUGGGGCAAAAAAAGGGCAAAACAAGGUUUUCCUGGUUAAUGGACUAUAAGAUAAUUUUAAAGCAGCAUAAGGGAGGUAAUCCUAUCACAUUCAAAGAAGAAUGUAUUUCAAUAGGUAUUAUGGUGAAUAUAAUUGUGUAUUUACAGGGUUCUCGCUAAGGAUUUUUUAGAGGUGAGUCCAGGGCUCUCGGUCAUAAAACUUUACUCAGUCCUCGAAAACAAAAUAAGUGCUUGAAACACAAAAUCCAGUAUUUUGAUUAGUAGAAUCUUGAGUCUGAGAACAAAAAUUGUGCUCGAAAGUUUUAUGACCGCAAGUCCCGGGACUUGUCAUUUUUAGCCAUGAUGAGUCCAACAUCAAGAAGAAAAUAGUCUCCAUUUCCUAACAGUGCAAUGAAAUGACAUUAAAUUCAGAUUUCCUUUUACAUUUUGCUGUAAAAUGAUGAGUUUGUGUUUAACUGUGUUCAGUUUACCCUUCCGGAGCACCUGAGAUCACCCCUAGUUUUUGGUGGGGUUCGUGUUGUUUAUUCUUUAGUUUUCUAUGUUGUGUCAUGUGUACCUUUGUUUUUCUGUUUGUCUUUUUCAUUUUUAGCCAUGGCGUUGUCAGUUUGUUUUAGAUUAAUGAGUUUGACUGUCCCUUUGGUAUCUUUCGUCCCUCUUUUAUACAAAAUAUUUCAAUCUUGAUACAUCUGUGGACUCACCAGAUUGAAAAUGGUGAGUCCAGACAGAUUUUGAUGAGUCCAGGACUCAUGGAUUCGACUUAGUGAGAACCCUGUAUAUAUAUAUUGAAUAUUGGACCAUAAAAGGUAAAAGUCCAAUUUAUUUUUUUAGUUCUUUGAAGGAGUUCAGUCUAUGUGUCUAUGUCAUAAACUAAUGCUGUGUCAUAUUUUUAAUCACAAUCCAAGUUCAGUGAUGUAUCAAGCUUGGAUAAGUUGUCCACACUUGCCCCAACUAUGCAGACCCUUGUAGUCACAUUAAGCUGCACCCAGUGGAGCAUUUCAUUUAUAUUAUUUAGAAACUGUUUGAUAUUUAUUCAUGCUUAUCUCAACAAGAUUGAUUUUCUUGCUUAAGCUGGUACAAUGAAAGUAAAAAGAUGACCAAUAAUAAUCUGAUUAUCGCUAUUUUACCUAUGAAGACAUUGUUUAUUUCCUUGUCAACAGAACAUGUUUCCUAAAUUCCCUUAGAUUCUAGCAAUUAUUUAUAUAUCACUUGACUCUGUUUUCAUAUCAUUUGACUAUGUUUUCAUAUCACUUGACUCUGUUUUCAUAUCACUUGACUCUGUUUUCAUAUCACUUGACUCUGUUUUCAUAUCACUUGACUCUGUUUUCAUAUCACUUGACUCUGUUCACUUGACUCUGUUUUCAUAUCACUUGACUCCGCUGAGAAUGGAUAUUAUCAGUCAGCAAGAUCAAUUAAAAAUUUGUAGAAUAGGAAUACUAUAGGAUUGUUACAUUUUUGUUGAGCCUUCGACUUUAGUCGAAAAAGCGAGACUAAGCGAUGCUACAUUCCGUCGGCGGCGGCGGCGGCGGCUUAGUCCACAAAUAUUCACUCUGUGGUUAAAGUUUUUAAAAAUUUAAUAACUUUCUUAAACUAUUCUGGAUUUCUACCAAACUUGGACAGAAGCUUGUUUAUGAUCAUAAGAUAGUAUCAAGAAGUAAAUUUUGUAAAAAAAAAAUCCAUUUUUUUCUGUAUUUUAUUUAUAAAUGGACUUAGUUUUUCUGCGGGGAAACAUUACAUUCACUCUGUGGUUAAAGUUUUUUAAAUUUGAAUAUCUUUCUUAAACUAUACUGGAUUUCUACCAAACUUGGAUAGAAGCUUGUUUAGGAUCAUAAGAUAGUAUCCAGAAGUAAAGUUUGCAAAAGUAAAAUUUCAUUUUUUCUGUUAUUUCCUUAUAAAUGGACUUAGUUUUUUUGCGGGGGAAACAUUACAUUCACUCUGUGGUUAAAGUUUUAAAAAUUUUAAAAACUUUCUUUAACUAUCCUGGGUUUGUACCAAACUUGGACAGAAGCUUGUUUAUGAUCAUAAGAUAGUAUCCAGAAGUACGUUUUGUAGAAAAAUAAACAAGUUUUUUUUUGUAUCAUACUUUUAAAUGGACUUAGGUUUUCUGCUAGCAAACAACAUAUUCACUCUGUGGUUAAAUUUUUUAAAAAAAUAAUAAUUUUCUUAUACAUGUGUAUUAUUUUAAAUUUGUACCAAACUUGGAUAGAAGCUUGUUUAUGAUCAAAAGCUAGUACAAAUGUAUCUAGAAAGGAAAUUUUGUUAAUAUUUGGUACCUGUGUAUCUGUAUUUUACUUAUAAAUGGACUUAGUUUUUCUUCCAGUUAACAUUACAAAGAGUCUGCAGUUAAAGUUUUUAAAACAUUUAUUUGAUUCAUAAACUAUACUGAAUUUUUUACCAAACUUGGACAGAAGCUUCUUACAAUCAAAAGAUAGUAUCAAGAGGGAUAUUUUUAUUGAUUGUUUUCCUCAUUCUUGUUGAGCCUUGUAGGUACAGCAAAAGUAGGCAAGACAUUGGGUUCUGCGGAACCCUUACAAAUUUUUUAACAAAAAUAAUGGGAGAAUUAAAAAAAAAAGGUGCUUAUAUGAGUACUGCUAUACUUAAUUGUAAACAAAACUAUUUACUAUUUAUAUAAAAGUUAUGUUCAAUUAGUGAUGUCCGCUACUUAGAGAUUAAAAGAUUGUGAAAAGUUGUUCUUAAGAAAAGAAAUGAACAGCUAGAUGUUUCUUGGUUAAACACAAGACCUUUUGUAAUCGUCUUGUUUAACAUUUGUAAUUACUUUUUUUACUGUGAUACAUUUUAUAUCUUGGUAUUUUUUUAAAGCUUUAAAGCUAGAUGUUUUACAUCUUUAAUUAGACUUUAUAUUAUUAAAGAUGUAAAUUAAAGAU
This is a messenger RNA of Mytilus trossulus (common blue mussel), 11653 nucleotides long. RefSeq names its product protein TALPID3-like. Lineage: Eukaryota; Metazoa; Mollusca; Bivalvia; Mytilida; Mytilidae. Bases 100 to 6012 code for a protein of 1970 amino acids. Gene Ontology annotation, biological process: smoothened signaling pathway. Gene Ontology annotation, cellular component: centriole; ciliary basal body. The transcript has 30 exons. The record is from RefSeq and is a predicted model, not a curated record.